AUGAGCACGAGUCGAGACACCGAGGCGGAGGAUGCCAACAUAACAUACCCUUCGCCUGGAGCCGAGGCCAUGGAGGCCGGUCCCUUCUACAACACCGGAGGUCGAGAGGGCGCACAGGAUCACCAAGAACACCAUGAGCACCAUGAGGCCCAUCAUGAGCCGCACCAUGAGCAGCCAGAGCAUCAUGUCCCUGACCAGGUGCAGCAUGUGCCGGUCCCCGAGCAUGAUCAGGGCGAACUGCCUCCGCCAGAGCCGGAGACCCCUCAGCAGCACAUCACUCGUCCCGCCAAUCUUGAAGAGCUGCAGCUGGCCGCCCAGCUGGGCCAGGGCCUGGCUGGGACCUCCAUGAUGCCCACCACAGACCCCAACAUGAAUGUUGAAGAUCCCAACCUGCGGAGCAUCAUGCCUCAUCCCGAGCCUGACCAGCAACAAACUCCGUCUUAUGUGCAAGACACUCCCACUACCGAUCCGAUGGUGCCACAUGCUAUGCCCGUCCCAGUUGGCCCGCCCAUGCCUCCCCAGUAUCCCAUCGACAACAGCAUCCCACCUCGCAAGCGGUCCAAGGUCUCAAGAGCAUGUGAUGAGUGCCGACGCAAGAAGAUUAAGUGUGACGCUCAGUCAGAUACUGGAGAAGCCCCCUGCUCUAGCUGUGCCCGAUCUUCCAUCAGAUGCUUGUUUAGCCGUGUGCCUCAGAAACGAGGUCCAAGCAAAGGAUAUAUCAAGGAACUGGCCGAUCGCAUUCACAGCAUCGAGAACAAGCUCGAGUCAGAAGGUGCACUGAGCCAAGAUGAUAUUGAUAGGCUCUUCGUCUCGGACAGGCCACGCCAAAGUCAAGGAGAGGAUUCCAACCGUAAACGGCCUUUCUCGAGUAUCUCGACAAAUGACUUUGCCACGCCUUCACGCCAAACACCAUGGGGCUCGGAGCACCGGAUCCAGCCGUCCCCUGGGACAUCGGAGGGAUAUGCUCCUUACAGCACGGGCUCGUUGGCUCCCCAGCCUACCGCCAUCAAGACGGAUGAAACACCCUCUAAGCCCCCCAUGGCUGCCAUGGACAUCACCAUGUCUGACACCGGUGAGGUGACUGAUGUCGAUGAGGGCAUGCUGCACAGCUACCUGUCGAGCGUCCAGCCAGUCUAUCCGAUACUGCCAAGCAACAAGAGCCGGCUGCAAGCUCUCCUCGCGCAAUGCCCGUCAUCUGUUCAGACGGCAUUUGUCAACGCUCUCCCCGCUGUGACAUCGUCUGGUGGCGAUACAAAAUUGGCGAGUGCUCUUCUCAACGAGUGGGAGAGCAACGAGGCAUCGCACACGCAGGCCACUAACAUUGUCCAUGCACAAGCGCUCUUGUUGCUCAUCAUUGACGCUGACUGGCGAUCAUCCCCAACUCUUCCAUUCCUGCUGGCUCGAGCCGUCGCGCUGGCCAACUCGAUGAAGCUCUGGAGAUAUACCCCCAUGGAAUCAGCGUCAGAACCAGACUCUGAUGAUCAGCUGUGUGUGCGGAUAUGGUGGUCCCUGAUCCUCAUGGAUCGCUGGUAUGCGGCAGGCACAGGAAAGCCGGCGCAAAUACCUGACAGUAGCGUUGUCGCGCCCCCUGGCCUCGAGAACAUGCUCGGAGAAGUGUGCUUCUAUCUCGUCCGACUGUCGAAACUGCUCAACCGUGUGUCACAUGUUGUAUCAACACUUCAACCUGGAGCAUCAACAACAGAGGAGCCGAUGGCGGCGAUUCUGGUGGACUAUAUCGAGAACUACAGGGAAGACUUGCCAGCACAUAUUGAACCUGCCUCGCACCCCAUGGUUCACCUCGCGUACUGGCAUUGCAAGCUCCUUGUGACUCUACUAAGGCCCGGGGCGACGCCAGCCGAGACGAUGUGGCCUACCAAGGAAUUGGUCAACCUGCUCUUCGCAAACGGACACCUGCGCAGCCCCCUCGUCAACCACUUUGCUUCACUGGUCUCCAUGUCGUUAACGAAGCUGUGCAAGAUUGACAGCUCGCGAGAGGAAGCGACGCAAUUGAUCAAGGACAUUGCGGAGAAACCCCCUGGAAUAUGGGACGGCGUCCGUGAUAAGCUCUCGGAACAGACGCGCCCUACGUCCUCAGUGGAGGCAACGGCGAGCCAGGGUCUCCAGCACCUGGCGGAUCUCGCGACGGCACACGAAGGCAUCGCACCGGGAGGUGAUGAUAUCGCCUUUGGCCCGUCGCUGGCAUCGGGGUAUCUGGAUGUUGCAUAG
Molecule: messenger RNA, 2226 nt
Organism: Fusarium keratoplasticum
Lineage: Eukaryota; Fungi; Ascomycota; Sordariomycetes; Hypocreales; Nectriaceae
Product: Zn(2)-C6 fungal-type domain-containing protein
Exons: 4
Coding region: 1-2226 (741 amino acids)
Biological process (GO): DNA-templated transcription
Cellular component (GO): nucleus
Molecular function (GO): DNA binding; DNA-binding transcription factor activity, RNA polymerase II-specific; zinc ion binding
Source: RefSeq, a predicted model, not a curated record